AUGCAAACUAUGGAGAGAAGUUCUGCGGAAAUUACAAAUAAAAUUUCAACAUCAACUUUAACCCCCCAUUCAGUAAUCCUCAAAAAUAAUAAAACGUUGCCUAAAUUUUUCCCCAAAAUAAAUGAAAAUACAAAGUUUUUGCUAAUGCAAAUUCCUCAUCAUUGGAAUGGACAAUGUGGGGGAUUGGCUAAUCAGAUGUGGAGAUUUGCAGUGCUUUAUAACAUGGCCAAGUCUGUCGGACGCUUCCCAGGCAUUUAUAAUACAAGCACUUGGACCUGCGACAAGUUGAAUAGUCCUAAUGAGAUUGAGAAUACCUUCCCGAUUUUAUAUUCCUCUUUUCGAUAUAUGGUAAUUUAG
Meloidogyne enterolobii is the source of this 357-nucleotide messenger RNA. The record is from the annotation of a GenBank genome assembly. NCBI's taxonomy places the organism in Eukaryota, Metazoa, Nematoda, Chromadorea, Rhabditida, Meloidogynidae.